AUGGAGAAUCGAAAAGUUUACCAAACCAGGAAAAAAUAUCCACAAAGAAGAUCAUCUCGAAUCAUCCAAAGGGGGGACUUGCUACCUCCAAACCUACGCUCUCAACCAAUCAACCUACCAUCACCACCUUCUUCCCAACCUCCACCUCAAUCACCAAACCAAUCACCACCACAACCACUGAAUGCGGCCACACCACCACCUUUAUCACCACUUCACUUCCCCCCAUUACCAACUCGACACCCGAUAGGGAAGCCAUCAUCAUCAGUAACCUUCCGACAGCCUUUCACUCCAUUCCCUCCAACUCCUCCAACCCCGAAGAACCAAGCUCAUCCCAUGAUCCCGUAA
This is a messenger RNA of Spinacia oleracea (spinach), 345 nucleotides long. RefSeq names its product extensin-like. The transcript has a single exon. The record is from RefSeq and is a predicted model, not a curated record. NCBI's taxonomy places the organism in Eukaryota, Viridiplantae, Streptophyta, Magnoliopsida, Caryophyllales, Amaranthaceae. Bases 1 to 345 code for a protein of 114 amino acids.